Messenger RNA from Dentiscutata erythropus, 453 nucleotides. The record is from the annotation of a GenBank genome assembly. NCBI's taxonomy places the organism in Eukaryota, Fungi, Glomeromycota, Glomeromycetes, Diversisporales, Gigasporaceae.
AUGACAAAUGUAGUGACCAAAAAAUUCUGGAUAUUCGUUAAGAAUACCCCAAGAGUGACCGCUGUAAAGGUUCCGAUUACUGAAACAGCAGAGACCAUAAUUACGGCAGCUCAAUCUAGAUAUGGACCAGAAAUUUCACAAUAUCCCUCGAUCGAGUUAACACUUGUUGACAGUGAGGGUAAAAUUGAUAAACCAUUUGAAAUCAAAAUAAUUGAUAGUGAAGGUAAUUUUGUGGAACAUGAAGACAUUCAAAUAUUCGUAUUCGUAAAAGACAUAUACGAUGGUGAUUAUUACCCUACAGCUUCAAUAUUCCGAAAUCAAUAUGAAGUCGACCAAUUCCUCGGCUUAAACCGUUUCCAAUUAGUUGAUCGUCAUGGAAAGCUAACUGAUACUUCAGUUUUAACUCGUUGGUAUAAGGAUCUUGUUCAAGAUUCAUAUUAUAUACUCGUGUAA